Arabidopsis lyrata subsp. lyrata is the source of this 573-nucleotide messenger RNA. RefSeq names its product defensin-like protein 151. The record is from RefSeq and is a predicted model, not a curated record. NCBI's taxonomy places the organism in Eukaryota, Viridiplantae, Streptophyta, Magnoliopsida, Brassicales, Brassicaceae. The coding region runs from base 96 to 380 and encodes 94 amino acids. The transcript has 2 exons.
UUCUCUUUUCUUUAACUUUUAAAACAUUAUUAUCAAUUCGUUAACAAAAUAUUAACAAAAAAAAAAAAAAAAUCUAUUCGUCCAUAGCAUUUGAGAUGAAGAAACCCAGUCAACUAUCGGCCACCAUUCUUACCAUCUUCACCAUCCUUGCUAUAGGGGUGAUGGUGAAGGAAACAGUAGGACAGGCGCCACAUAAUUGUGUUGAAAUUCUUAAAGAAGCUUCAAAGGGUGCAACAUGCGACGCCAAAUUGUGUGCCUCUCAAUGUCGUCAGAAAUUCCCUGCAGCAGGCGGGUUUGGUGAAUGCAAUUCAAAUAGAGGACAAGUCGAAUGCCAAUGCAAAUUCUAUUGUAAAUCGGAUGGGAGUCCAAUCACCAACUAGAUUUAUCAGACCAUCAGAUCACCAAGUUAAUUUCAUGGAACACAAGUCUAUCAAAAUUUUUGUUUUGUAAUAGUUGUAUUUAACAAUACUAAAUAAGUAGACCAUGACAUUGUUACUUUCGUAACAUAAGUUUGAAUUCAGAUAAUGUAUGAUUUUGAAUAAAAUAGUAAAUAAAUUUAUAUUGAUCAUCAUA